This is a messenger RNA of Ornithorhynchus anatinus (platypus), 860 nucleotides long. Its product is annotated as sperm acrosome-associated protein 5-like. The transcript has 5 exons. The record is from RefSeq and is a predicted model, not a curated record. Gene Ontology annotation, cellular component: sperm flagellum; acrosomal vesicle. NCBI's taxonomy places the organism in Eukaryota, Metazoa, Chordata, Mammalia, Monotremata, Ornithorhynchidae. Gene Ontology annotation, molecular function: lysozyme activity. Bases 194 to 643 code for a protein of 149 amino acids. Gene Ontology annotation, biological process: fusion of sperm to egg plasma membrane involved in single fertilization.
GGACCAUCUCCCCCUUGGAUCUCCGCCUAGACGCUCGGAGAGUUGGGGGGAGGGCCGAGUCUCGGGGUCCCCCAAACCCCUCUUGUCCGGGCCCAGAGACACCCACCCCACCCCCCCCGGACGGUUUCUCCGUGUUCGCCUCUCUGGAUCCGGGGCCGGAGCUGCCGGGAGUGCCCGGAAGGCAGAGAGGGCAAUGGGGUUCAGAGUGGACAAGGCCAUAUUGCUGGCCCUCCUGCUGGGGACCACUGCCAAGGCCAAGAUCUACGGCCGCUGUGAGCUGGCCCGGCAGCUGGAGAUAGGUGGAUUGGACGGUUUCCAGAGCUACAGCCUGGGGGACUGGCUGUGCCUGGCUUUCUAUGCCAGCGGCUUCGAUACGGCCGCCGUGGACCACAACCUGGACGGCAGCAAAGACUAUGGCAUCUUCCAGCUGAGCUCCUCCUGGUGGUGUGAGAACGAGGAGACUCCCACCCAGAACCUGUGCCACCUAGACUGCAAGGAUUUGCUGAAUCAGAAUCUUCUGGAUGACAUCCUUUGCGUCAAGCAAGUGGUCAGGCAGCCGGCCGGGAUGAACGCCUGGAAAGACUGGGUGGACAACUGUAAAGGCCAAGACCUGUCCUUGUGGCUGAAGGAUUGUGACCUGUGAAGGGGAUGGGUCUGUUCUGCAUUGGUGUCUGUACCUAGUGGCCCCUUUCCCAGCUGUUAACCCUCACAUCCCAUCACACUCCCAAUUUGACUCCUUCCCCUACCCCACCUCAACCAGUCUAGCCCAUGGAGGAAUGGGGAGAGGGCUGGGAAUUGGAUUUCAUGCUCCUUCAAGAUCAAGUGAAUAUAGAACCUCUGUGAUGAUUCUUCACUGGCAA